Molecule: messenger RNA, 140 nt
Organism: Sphaeroforma arctica JP610
Lineage: Eukaryota; Ichthyosporea; Ichthyophonida
Exons: 1
Molecular function (GO): metal ion binding
Source: RefSeq, a predicted model, not a curated record
AUGGCGUUCCAAUUUGCCGAAGAGAUUGCGCCCAUUCAAUUGGUGGAGAGUUUGGCGUACGAUAUGCAGUACUAUCCCGACAAAGACAUUCUGACCGGCAACACCCUGGCCUCCGAAUUCGACCCAGAAUGGAUCAUGAA